Molecule: messenger RNA, 1792 nt
Organism: Tilletiopsis washingtonensis
Lineage: Eukaryota; Fungi; Basidiomycota; Exobasidiomycetes; Entylomatales
Product: UROD/MetE-like protein
Exons: 4
Coding region: 417-1553 (378 amino acids)
Molecular function (GO): zinc ion binding; 5-methyltetrahydropteroyltriglutamate-homocysteine S-methyltransferase activity
Source: RefSeq, a predicted model, not a curated record
GCAGCGGUGCCGGCGUCGGCGCCGAUGCUCCUGCCGCUCUCGCUCUGCGCAGCAAGCUCGGAGCACCGCGUCGCGCCUGCUGAGCUCCAAACGUCGCCCGCAGCACGUGCGAGCGCAAGCCCGCAACCAUACGCUCCCGAUCUCGGCCGUCCGGGACGUUGCCCACGUCAGCGUCAGCCUCGGGCACGCCGCAGCAUCGGCGAGGCUCGUCUCCUCGCGCGGCCGAGGGCCGUCUCCAGCGCGCAGAAAGUGCAGGUGAACGCGCGCGCCGCGCCGGCCCCGCGGCUGCGGCGACGAGAAGGAGGUGGAGGCGCCACUCUAGCGCACCGGCUCGCCUGCCCCGCUCUGCUGCAAUUAAGCGCUGCUCAAGGGGCUGCGCGGUCGUCUUCGCUACCACCACCAUCACCUGUUUCAGCAUGCCUGCUCCGCGUCGCGUCUUCCGUGUCGAUCACGUCGGCAGCUUCAUCCGUCCCGACGCCGUGCUCAAGGCGCGCGCCGCGCACUUUGCCGGCGAGCUCGACGCCGCCGGCCUGCGUGCCGUCGAGGACGAGGAGAUCGCCAAGCAUGUGCGCCGCCUCGUGAGCGAGGGCGUGCAGUGCAUCACCGACGGCGAGUUCCGCCGGCAGUACUUCCACCUCGACUUCCUCAAGCACAUCGACGGCGUCGUCGAGCAGUUCAACACCCUCGAGCAGAAGGAGGGCCACAAGCCGCCCACGCUCGCCGUCACGGCCAAGAUCGCCUGGCCGCAGGGAGGCAUCGAGGUGCGCAACUUCGAGUUUCUCCAGAGCCUGCUGCCCGCCGGCGAGUCGCACCGCAUCAAGAUCACCAUGCCCUCGCCGACGAUGCUGCUGCGCGGCGGCCGCGAAGCGGUGUCGACCGAGGCGUACCCGGACCUCGCCGACUUCUACGACGACCUCGUGGCCGUGUACCGCGCCGAGAUCGAUGCGCUGUACCAGGCCGGCUGCCGCUACAUCCAGUUCGACGACACGAACCUCGCGUACCUCACCGACCCGACGAUGCGCCAGCAGCAGCGCGACGCUGGCGAAGACGUCGACACGCUCCCCGCGCGCUACGUCGCCCUCAUCAACCGUUGCAUCAGUCCGCGUCCCGACGACCUGACCACAGCGACCCACGUCUGCAAAGGCAACUACAAAUCGACGUACUUCGCGCUGGGCUCGAGCGAGGGCUACGCCCCGAUUGCCAAGGAGCUGUUCGGCGACUGCGACGUCGAUGCCUUCUUCCUCGAGUGGGAGGACGAGCGCCGCUCGGGCGCCGACUUUAGCGCGCUCAAGCCGCACCUGCCGGCGCACAAGAUGGUCGUGCUGGGCCUCGUGAGCACCAAGGUGGCCACGAUGGAGGACAAGGCGACGCUGGUGGCCAAGAUGCGCGCCGCCGCCGAGAUGGUGCCCGCCGGGCUCGAGCAGCUCGGCAUCUCGGGCCAGUGCGGCUUCUCGUCGACGGUGCACCCCAACGCGAUCGACCACGAGCAGCAGUUCGCCAAGCUGCGCCUCUGCAGAGAGGUCGCCGAGGAGCUGUACGGCCCGCAGUCGUAGGCCUCGCCGCCGGGGGCGUGAAUGCAACAUCUCGCGCAGGGCAGCGCCUUGCGCCCGCAGCCUCGACGCACACGUGUAUGAGAGUGAGAUCGCAGAGCCGGCUGAGCGGCACGCGCUGCUGCAUGCUGCCGCUGCGUCUGAGCGGCUGCGGCUGGGAGCAGCGCAAGCUGUACCAGCGCCGAAGCAACGUGCAGAACCCUGACUGCCGCAGCUGCGCCACUGACAGAAGCGCUGGCCUG